Molecule: messenger RNA, 5664 nt
Organism: Neofelis nebulosa (Clouded leopard)
Lineage: Eukaryota; Metazoa; Chordata; Mammalia; Carnivora; Felidae
Gene: HACL1
Product: 2-hydroxyacyl-CoA lyase 1
Exons: 18
Coding region: 151-1896 (581 amino acids)
Biological process (GO): fatty acid alpha-oxidation
Cellular component (GO): peroxisome
Molecular function (GO): thiamine pyrophosphate binding; magnesium ion binding; catalytic activity
Source: RefSeq, a predicted model, not a curated record
UUCAAAUUGGUUGGUUGCCUUCCUCCUUGUCAGUCAGAGGAGCGGUUUCCACAAUUGGUGAGCGGCUGUCCCCCCCACUUUAUUUUGCUGGGCGUCUACGUGUCAGCUUGAUGUUUGACUGCGAGAGCAUCUCGAAGUUUUAGGUGGAAGAUGUCGGAGACUAACAGAGCCGCAUGUAGCGACGGAGACGAGGAGCAGGUUUCUGGUGCUGAAGUCAUCGCCCAGGCCCUGAAAACGCAAGAUGUGGAGUACAUGUUUGGCAUCGUAGGUAUCCCAGUGACCGAAAUAGCCGUUGCGGCCCAGAAGAUGGGCAUCAGAUAUGUCGGGAUGAGGAAUGAGCAAGCGGCUUGUUAUGCUGCCUCUGCGAUUGGAUAUCUGACAGGCAGGCCUGGCGUAUGCCUUGUUGUUUCCGGUCCAGGUCUCAUCCAUGCUUUGGGUGGUAUGGCAAAUGCAAACAUGAACUGUUGGCCCUUGAUUGUGAUUGGUGGUUCUUCUGAAAGAAGUCAGGAGACUAUGGGAGCCUUCCAGGAGUUUCCUCAGGUUGAAGCUUGUAGAUUAUAUAGCAAGUUCUCUGCCCGGCCAAGCAGCAUAGAGACUAUUCCCUCUAUUAUUGAGAAGGCAGUGAGAAGCAGCAUUUAUGGUCGUCCAGGUGCUUGUUAUGUUGACAUACCUGCAGAUUUUGUGAACUUGCAGGUGAAUGUGAAUUCUGUAAGGUACAUGGAGUGUUGCAUGCCACCUCCUGUUAGUAUGGCAGAGACCUCCGCUAUAUGUAUGGCAGCAACUGUUAUUAGAAAUGCCAAGAAGCCCCUUCUUAUCAUCGGGAAAGGUGCUGCUUAUGCCCGUGCAGAGGAGGGUAUCAGGAAAUUGGUGGAGCGGUGUAAAUUGCCGUUUUUGCCCACCCCCAUGGGAAAGGGUGUUAUCCCUGAUAACCAUCCGAACUGUGUGGCUGCUGCCAGAUCCAGGGCUUUGCAAUUUGCUGAUGUAAUUGUGUUAUUUGGUGCCCGAUUAAAUUGGAUUUUGCAUUUUGGACUGCCUCCAAGAUACCAGCCAGAUGUGAAGUUUAUCCAGGUUGAUAUCUGUGCAGAAGAAUUGGGGAAUAAUGUAAAGCCUGCUGUGACUUUGCUAGGAGACAUAAAUGCUGUCACUAAACAGCUUUUAGAACAAUUUGAUAAAACGCCAUGGCAGUAUCCUCCAGAGAGCAGCUGGUGGAAAACUCUGAGAGAAAAAAUGAAGAGCAAUGAAGCCGCAUCCAAGGAAUUAGCUUCCCAAAAAUCUCUGCCUAUGAAUUAUUACACAGUAUUCUAUCAUGUUCAAGAACAGCUACCCAGAGACUGUUUUGUAGUAAGUGAAGGAGCAAAUACUAUGGAUAUUGGACGCACUGUGCUUCAGAACUACCUUCCUCGUCACAGGCUUGAUGCUGGUACUUUUGGAACCAUGGGAGUUGGUUUGGGCUUUGCCAUUGCAGCCGCUCUACUGGCUAAAGCUAGAAACACAGGUCAGCGGGUCGUCUGUGUGGAAGGAGACAGUGCAUUUGGGUUUUCUGGCAUGGAAGUGGAAACCAUCUGUAGGUACAACUUGCCCAUCAUUCUUUUGGUGGUGAAUAAUAAUGGAAUUUACCAAGGUUUUGAUGUGGAUAGUUGGAAGGAAAUGUUAAAAUUUGGAGAUGCUACUGCAGUGGCCCCUCCCGUCUGUCUUUUGCCAAACUCACAUUACGAGCAGGUUAUGACUGCGUUUGGAGGCAAAGGGUAUUUCGUACAAACACCAGAAGAGCUCCAAAAAUCACUGAGGGAGAGUUUGGCAGACACAACUGCACCUUCUCUUAUCAAUAUCAUGAUUGAGCCACAAGCCACGCGGAAAGCCCAGGAUUUUCACUGGCUGACACGCUCUAAGGUAUAAAGAUGUCCGGGAAUUGUCGUGAGGAGUUUUCUUUCCUCUCAGGUCAUGAUCUCAUGGUUUCAUGAGUUCGAGCCCCACAUUGGGCUCUGCACUGACAGCGUGGAGCCUGCUUGGAAUUCUCUCCCUCUCCCUCUUUUUGCCCCUCCCCACUUGCUCUGUCUCUCAAAAUAAAUAAAUUAAAUUAAAAAAAAAUGUUCAUACACUAUACCUUUUGACCCAGGGAGCCCAUUUAGAGAGUGUGUCCUAAAGAAAGAAUAAAACAUUUUGUCAAAUAUUUAUAUAUAGGGCCAUUCAGCACAAAUUAGAGACAGUGCCAGUGUUUAAUAGUAAGACAUUGGCUACAUAUGUUAUGACCUAUUGACCUCGUAAAAUAAAAAUUGUGUUAAUGAGUAUGUAUAGGGAUACCUGGGUGGCUUAGUCAGUAAGCAUCUGACUUUUAUUUCGGUUCAGGUCAUGAUCUCAUGGGCAUGGGUUCGAGUCCCAUGUUACCCAGUGUGGAACCUGCUUAAGAUUCUUUCUCCUUCUCCCUCGGCCCCUGCCAUGCUUGCUCUUUCUCUAAAAAAAGAGUAUAUAUAACUGGAUGAAUAAUCACAAUAUAAUACUAGUGAAAAGACAAGCUACAAAAUGGAUGGAUCCAGGUCAGGGUAUACACCUAUACUCGCACAGUCAUACAUACAAAGAAGGAAAAAGAUGGGCACAAAAUAAACCAAAAUUUUAAUGUAAUGUGUUGAUGGAGUUAUAAGCAAUUUUUAUUUUCUUUAAUUUUUCCUUCUUUUACGAAAUUUUAAAAUAAAAAUAUUUAAUUUUUAUUAUCAGGAACAGACAUUAUUUUAAAAGGAUAUUAGAAAUUGAAAAGUAUCAUUUAUGAUCUGGAAUUUUAUAUGAAUUGGAGCAUAUGACUCUAUCUCAAAGUUCAGCUGGUUUGCAAUAUACACAUAAGACUUGUCUCCAUUGGCUAUUUAAGGGCAUAAGUGACUUCUACAGAGUGGAGUCCAGCUUUGAGAUGUCAAGACACUUGCGGGGAGCUGUGGUUUUACCCAGUGAGCCCCUGAAAUUGGGCAAACACACUUACAUACUUCUGAGGUACACACUGGAGGGCCUGGGCUGCAUAAAAGCAUAGAGAAUAUCAAAAAGAGUGUUGAGAGUGAGUAGGUCGUGUAACCUUGUCAGUGUCCUACUCUACCCAUGGAUGUUUGCCUCUGGCAGCCAAGUGCAAUGCAAGAUUUUGCUGUAAAGUAGUGUAGAAGCUUUGAUGAAUAUUUGUGAACUGAACUAUGUAAAUCUAAAUACUAGAUAUAAUUUGGGGAAAAUGCUUGUUCCCUAGCCACAUUUAGCUCAAGAGGAAAAAAAAACCAAACAUGGUAACACAUUAGUAGACUAUCCAGCAGAGGUCAGUCUGAGCAUAUGAAGACCUGAUUAGUCUAGGAGCACUUUGAUGACGCUGUCCAUUGACUACCUAUUUUGUAACAGUAAUCUUGAAAUUGGUUUCCUUCUAAGAAUCUUCCCUUAGAAGGAUAAGAUAUUGAAGAAGCCCCUCUAAGAUAAAUCUACUGGUUGAUAGUCAAAUUUACCAUGAUACAACAUUUUGCACCUCCUAGUUGAUUUAAUGAACACUCUUAUGUGAUCCUGGUAUGUUGAAUACUCAAGUGUCUCAUAAAAACUGAACUUUGAAAGAUUUGGGUUGCUUUCUUGAUUUAGGAAAACUAAAUCUGGGGUGGGAAACGACUUCUUGGGUUAGUUCCUCUACUCAUAUUCUUUCUAAAAGCUUUCCUACAUCAUGAGAUUGUUUGGGAAUUCAGAAUGCUACCCUGAAACUCCAAGCCCAAUGCCUGGCCUAUAGAAGGCAUGCUGAUGUGACUGUGUUUUAGGAAUAUAUGACUUUAGAGGAGACACUGGCUGAAUUACAUCCUGCCUUGAGCAGUGUGGCUUCAUGUUUUAAAUAAAUGGGUCUUACUUCCCCAAAUAAGUCAUUUCCUGGAAAACAGGGGUUGUGUGUUUUUACUUACCUUUUUUUUUAAGUUAUUUUAUUUAUUUUUCUAAGUAAUCUUUACACCCAGCAUGAGGCUCGAACUCAUGACUCUGAGAUCAAGAGUCACAUGCUCUUCUGGCUGAGCCAGCCAGGCACCACUGUUUUCCUUCUUUAUACAGCCACCUGCUCUGCAGGGGUUCACUAAGUAAUCGUUGAAUGAGAAUUCAUGAUGGUUGGAAAUAGCUCAGUGGAUACCUUCUAUGGUUUUUUAACACAUGCACCUUUGAAGUAGCUCCGUUUAUCAUGUGAAGUGAGUAUAUUUUCCUUAGGAAAAAAGGUCUCAACUCUGUUACAAAGAAUUAGUAGGACUUUUGAACCCCAAAGGAAAAUGAAAAUACGGAUUCCAGAAAUGUUUUUGUUCCUUUACUAUUUGCAAGACUCUUCACUAGGCAGCAGGGAGCAGUGCAUUCCCGUGUGGAAGUGCCAGGUGACUGAAACAAAUGGAAAUUCAGAAUGACUAGGGUAGGUAGCAUUUCAUUUGAACGCAUUAAAGAAAGUUGGAAACCAGUUAAAUUCUAGAUGGGAAUUAUGACUGAGAAACUCUGCUACCUGCGUUGGAAAGUGAAAUGUAUACAGAAAGAAGUCUGAAGCAUCUGGUGUUUCCUGGUUGCAUUUGCUGCUGCUAAUGUGAAUAAUGGAGUAAUGAGGAUAAAGGAAAUUGAAGAUCCUAUGAAUUCUCCCCAUUGAUGAGGUGCAAACAAAAGUAUACCUUGCUUAGAUUCAGAUCUGACAAGCAGCGCUGUCUACACCUCUGGCUUCCACUGGAUUAUCGUAGGAUCUUCUGUCCCUUCUAAGGCCUUUUCCAGGAGAGGGGCUAGCCAGUCAGUGAACCCAUGUUAAAUCCAGGUUGUAAAUUUACUCCAAUUAGGGAGCAGAAAAAAGGCACACCCAGAAACCCCUGGAUCUUCAGUUUCGAAGUUUGAAGGAAACAUUCUAAAUUUUGACUCAGGCCUGGAAAUAUCCACAGAGAUGGCAUCAUCCACAAUUUUGUACUUUGUAUCCAGCAGUCACUAAGAUGACCUGUGGUCUAUGGAAUGGUUAAUCAACAGCCAUAUGGCUCAUGCCCUGGUCCCAGCAGUUUCCUGGGAAUUGCCUCCCUCCCUCCACUGAUGAAGGUGGACUCAGGAAAUCAGAUCUGAUUUCACCUUAGCCUGAAUUUUGCUCAUGCUGUUUCUACUGCAGUGCCCUGUGCACACCUACCAAUUUUUGCCAUGUGAAAUCAGCUAUAUCCUUCAAGGUCUAGCUCAAAAGACCCCUCUUCUGUGAAACUGCUCUCCCUCCCAGCACUCCUACAACACCCUGUAUGGGCAUCUGUCACUAUUCAGAAUGUUCGCAGUUAAUUCCCAUUGCCCUCCCCCACUCAACUGAGUGUCUGUGUACCCAGAUGUCACCCACCCCUCAUCUUCCAGGGCCUGUGUCCUUGUGCUCCUGUUUGGCAUGCUCCUCUGAGUUCACCCCUGAAGAGUCCACUUCCACAUGGCAUAUAGCAAUCUAAACGUCACAGACAUUUUCUUGCCUGGGAGGUGACCCAGGAGGGGGUUAUGUACCAAAAGCUGCAUCAGCCUCAACCAAGGGUGCAGGGUAGAUAGAUGAGCCACCAAGAAUCAGAAGCCCACCCUUACGCCUGGGUAUUAGAUGAGCCCCACGAUUCUUAGAGCAGGGUCGGGGAGGAUGGCUGUGGGCCAUGAGGCCCUGACAUGACUGAAGUCGAAUUACUAAAAAUAAAUACUUUUUUCACA